Electrophorus electricus (electric eel) is the source of this 1766-nucleotide messenger RNA. Its product is annotated as claudin-8-like. Gene Ontology annotation, molecular function: structural molecule activity. Lineage: Eukaryota; Metazoa; Chordata; Actinopteri; Gymnotiformes; Gymnotidae. The record is from RefSeq and is a predicted model, not a curated record. Gene Ontology annotation, cellular component: bicellular tight junction; membrane.
UCUGUCUAAUUCUUGUGUGGAUUUAAUAGGAUGACAUAACUUAAGCCUGGGAUUAUGCUCAACAUAAACUGCAGACAACCCACCUUCAUUCUGGGAAAACUAGCUAUGCCUUGUCCUAUCACUGGGAAAACUGUGUAGUGGACUUUAGCCACUGGUGUAACUGGAUAAUAGUCAGUUCUUCUUCAUCUUGCUUAGGAACAGUUGUAACUCUGACCACUGAGUCAGGUUCAGGCUUUUUGUAUUGGUGUACUGCUCGGGCUUCAGCUCCUAUUUGUGGUGAGAACGUGUUUGCAUGUUUGUGUGUGCGUGUAUGAGCAAUGGUUAACGCAUGUGAGAUCAUUGCUCUCUGCCUGGGUGCUAUCGGGCUGGUGGGCACUGCUGCUACAACAGGCCUACCCAUGUGGCGGGUCACCGCCUUCAUCCAGGAGAACAUCAUCGUCAUGGAGACUCGCUGGGAGGGGCUGUGGAUGAACUGUUUCCGCCAAGCGAACAUCCGCAUGCAGUGCAAGGUGUACGACUCACUGCUCUACCUGCCGCCGGAGAUGCAAGCUUCCCGCGGCCUCAUGUGCUGCUCUGUCGCUUUGAGUUUUCUCGGAGUGCUGGCGGCCCUCCUGGGUCUCCGUAACACAUCCUGCCUCCAGGACCAAAACCGCCUCAAAGCCCUCCUCAUUGUGAUUGCAGGGGUGAUGCAGAUCAUGGCUGCCAUCUGCGUUUUCAUCCCAGUCUCCUGGACGGCCCAUGUUAUCAUCCAGGACUUCUACAACCCCCUGCUAUUGGAUGCCCAGCGGCGGGAGCUGGGUGAGGCGCUCUACAUUGGCUGGGUCACCGGGGCAUUCCUCUUCCUGUCUGGGGUUGUCUUCCUCUGCUGCCGUUCUACUUUGAACUCGGACCGCCUCUACCAGCCUGUAUACGGGACCGCAAGCUCCACAUUGUCGCGCUUUCAUCCGCUCACCUACACCCACAGCUCAGUCAGCACUUUGCCCCAGCAACCACAUCUAUAUGGCCAUGGCCUGGCUCCUAAACAAACCUUUCACACAGCCUUCAGGCCUGCUGUACCUCCCGCUGGUGGACAGCCUACCUUCAAUGAAGCCCAACUCACUCCUGAUGUCCUCCUGCUGAACCAUGCUAACAUGGUGCCCGCAUACCAUCGCCAGGGAUCCAUGCAUAGCUCCCAUGACACUUGGAGACACUCCACGCCCAGAAACUCCGCCAAGCCCAGCCUCCUGCCUGCACCUGUCCGCGCCGGUCAUGAUGGGCCCACCCACAAUCUGCCCACUGAUGUACAGACCUCCCAAAAACUAUUUGCACCAUCUGGAUAUGGCAACUCCUGGAUUAAACCACACAGGACACUGUCCCCUUCCAACUCUGGAAUGUACAUAUGAGGACAGUUUCAUUAAACUAUUUCCAACAGUAAAUAACAGAAUAAUUAUAAAUGAUAUAUGCUGAUUAGCCAUAACAUUAAAACCACUGAUAUUAAAACCACAGGUGAAAUAAAUAACACUAAACAUCUUGGUACAAUUGUACCUGUCAAGGGGUGGGAUAAAUUAGAUGGAAAAUGACAAAUCAGUUAAUGUGUUGGAUGCAGGAAAAAUUGGCAAGCCUAAGGAUCUGAGCAACUUUGACAAGGGCCAAAUUGUGAUGGCUAGAUAACUGAGUUGGAGCAGCUUCAAAACAGCAAGUCUUGUCUUAUGUUCCUGGUAUUCAGUAGUUAGUAUAUUACCAAAGGCAGUACAAGGAAGGAGAACCAGCGAACCGACAACGGGGUC